Zootoca vivipara (common lizard) is the source of this 2208-nucleotide messenger RNA. RefSeq names its product caspase-1. Gene Ontology annotation, cellular component: IPAF inflammasome complex; AIM2 inflammasome complex; NLRP3 inflammasome complex. Lineage: Eukaryota; Metazoa; Chordata; Lepidosauria; Squamata; Lacertidae. The record is from RefSeq and is a predicted model, not a curated record. Gene Ontology annotation, molecular function: cysteine-type endopeptidase activity. Gene Ontology annotation, biological process: regulation of inflammatory response; regulation of apoptotic process; proteolysis.
GAUCUCCUCCACCAGGAGGCAGCAGCUCGUCUGGGCCAGUCCCUUCCCCGCCCUUUGCUACCGUAGAAGGACUUUGUUUUACUUUCACAAUCACUGUUAGAAAGAGGUGAAGUUCCUUCUCGCAGAGGCGCUGUCCCACGUGUUAUGUUGAGCCUUGAGGGGCCAUGGCGGAUGCUCACAGCAACAGGAAGGAAACAUCCACUCUCCGUUUGAUCCGUUCCUUUCCAGAUGAGAAGCUGAAGGAAAUCCGUGCUGAGUUUGUGAGCUGUGCUAACAAGACUCUCAUCAGCCAGCUCCUGGAUAAACUUCUCCAGGAAGGAGUCCUGAACGAGGAGGAGGCAGAUGAGGUGAAGGAGAACAUGAAGAAGCAGGACCAGGCAAGGAUCUUGAUCGACCAUGUGAGGAGGAAGGGUCCCAGAGCCAGCCAGAUAUUCAUCCAUGCCCUCCAGUGCCAAGACAGCUUCUUGGCUGAAGAACUAAGGCUUCAAGUCCCUCCUCCAGAGCAACAGGCUCGUUUGCCCCUCCAGGAAGUUGGCCCAAGGGCCGUCCCCUCAGCAAAAGCACCCCAGCUGCAGGAGACCAGCGAUGGGCUCACGCUUUGCCCCCUGGACCUCUUUCAGAAAAUACAAGCUGAGGAAAAGGACGAGAUCUACCCGAUCAAGGACAAAGAGACACGCACCCGACUGGCCUUGGUAAUCUGCAACAUUGUUUUUGAGCACUGUAGCAAAAGGGAUGGAGCCGAGGUGGAUCUGGCCGAGAUGAAGAUUCUCCUGGAAGGGCUGGGAUACAGGGUGGAAACCGAGACCAACUUAUGCUCACAAGACAUGGCCAGGCGCUUAAAGAGCUUCGCAGCCCAGGAGGAACACAAGACCUCCGAUAGCACCUUUGUGGUGCUCAUGUCUCACGGCCUCCGGGAAGGCCUGUGCGGGGUGAAGCACGAGGACUCGUGCCGAGAUCUCCUCUCCGUGGACACGGUCUUCUCCACCUUCAACAACAAGAACUGCCCGGCUCUGAGGGGGAAGCCCAAGGUCAUUGUCAUCCAGGCCUGCCGUGGCGAGAAUAAAGGAUUUGCAUAUGUGAGCGACUCGGCAACACCUUCGGCCGCCCCCCUCAGCCCUGUCCAGUGGCCGGAAGAAGAUUUUGAGAGCGAUGCCAUUCAUAAAGUACACGUGGAAAGCGACUUCAUCUGCCUCUAUUCCACAACCCCAGAUAAUGUAUCCUGGAGAAGCCCCAAAACUGGAUCUCUCUUCAUCACGCAGCUGAUCAAAGAUAUCAAGGAACAUGCCUGGAACUGCAACCUGGAGGAGAUCUUCAGAAAGGUCAUGCAGUCCUUUGAAAAAAACCCGCGCCAGAUGCCCUCUAAGGACCGAACCACCCUGACCAAAAAGCUUUACCUUUUCCCAGGGCACUAAAACUUGAGCGAAAGGGCAGCAUUCUGAGUCCCUCCCAGCUGCUGUGGACAAUCAAAUACAGUGGGACCUCGGUUUUCAAACGUAAUCCGUUCCGGAAUUCCAUUUUGACUUCCGAAAUGUUCAGAAUACGAGGAUCAAAGGGCUGCCAACAAGUUCAAUGGGGAAAACUGAAAAAUGUGUCUCGAAAGCCGUUCGACUUCCGAGGCGUGUUCGAAAACGGAAGCAUUUAUCUUCUGGGUUUUCGGCGUCCGGCUUCUGAAACGUUCGGCAGCCAUGAUGUUCGGAAAUCAAGGUUUGACUGUAUUUGCAAGUUUUGACUGCAGCAUUGCUUAAGCUCAUUUUCAAACACCUUCCUUCCACCUCCCAAAUCUCUUAUUGUGGCACAUCCUUGAUCAUGAUCUCUCUCUGCACAUGAGUGAUGCCACCAUGGCCAGCUCUAAGGCAAGCUCGGGGGGCGCAGGGCCGCCAGGGGGGCGCCGCGCGGCUGCGCCCGCCCGCCGCGGUGAGAAAUGGGGCGAGGGCGCGCGCCGGAGCGAUCAUCGCACCAUAGUGCCAGGGCACCCGACAUGCUUAAGACGACCCUGGAUGCCACCCACCUCUUCAGAUCCCUCCUCACAGAUUUAAGAAGAGCCAUGCAGCUGAAUCCGACCUCUAGCUCAGCUUCCACAGGCAACCAGAUAUCCCUUCUGGGAAGCCCCAAAGCAGGAGAUAACUGCAACGGCCACACUCUUCUCACUUGCGAUUCCCAGCAACUGGUAUUAAUCGGGGGGCAUACUACCUCUGACAGAAUUGCUUC